This is a messenger RNA of Bombina bombina (fire-bellied toad), 4474 nucleotides long. RefSeq lists its product as uncharacterized. The transcript has a single exon. The annotation marks the transcript as partial. NCBI's taxonomy places the organism in Eukaryota, Metazoa, Chordata, Amphibia, Anura, Bombinatoridae. The record is from RefSeq and is a predicted model, not a curated record. Gene Ontology annotation, biological process: DNA repair; telomere maintenance. Gene Ontology annotation, molecular function: DNA helicase activity.
ACUGCUGCAUAAACAUAAAAAUAGAAGAAUGCCUCCUAAAAGAAUUUUAACACAGGAAGAUGCAGAAAAUGUUAAACGCAGAAGAAAAGAAACUCAACGUAUACGACGGACACAUAUGACUGAACAACAAAGGGUAAUUCUACGCAAAAAGGAUUCUUCAAAAAAACGCAUUUGUAGGGCCAAUAUGACUGCUCAGGAAAAAUGUGUCCAACUGGACAUGCAAAGAUCACGUUCUGCUGCACGUAGAAAAAAAAAAAAAAAAAGUUCUAACAUCACUAUCACUAAUCAAUAUAACAAAAGUUAUAACCAUUCACUAUUUAAUGAAGACAAUGUUCCGAUGCACACAUGUGGUCAACUUAAUGUUUAUUGCACAUUUUGCAUGGCAAAGCAUUUUCCAGAGGAACAACCAAGCGAUAAGCUUUUUAAUAAAUGCUGCAAUAAAGGAAAAAUAACAUUACCUCAUAUACAAAUUUCACCACUGAUCCAACAACUAAUGACUGGACAACACACACAUUCAAAUAAUUUUAUGCAAAAUAUCCGUUCUAUAAAUAGUGCAUUGGCGUUUGCAUCAAUGGGAGCAAACAUUGCACCACCUCCAGGAUAUGGCCCAUACUGUUUUAGAAUAAAUGGCCAAAUUUAUCACCGAUCUGGUGCUUUGCAUCCAGAAAAUGAUGAUCAACGCAAAUUUGCACAACUCUACAUUUUGAGUCCUGAGGAAGCUGCGGACCAACGAGCAGCACUAAAAGAAAAUUCAGGAUGUCACAUUGAACUUUUGAGGGAGUUAAGUUCAUAUAUGUGUCAGUAUAACCCUUUUGCAAAAGCAUGUAAAAUGCUCUAUGAGGUAGAGCAAGAAUGCAUCCAUGAAGCAUCUUUAAAUGGAGUUCAAAAUUCUAAAGUUUCAAUGGUAAUUCUGCAGGACAGAACAUCAGAUUACCGAAGAUAUAACGUACAAAGAGUUAAUGAGGUUGCUGUUAUUUUCCAAAAUUCUGAUGGUGAACCUCCUCUUGAACGUGACCUUCUUAUUCAUUGCCGAUCUACAGAUCAAACAAAAAAAACUGAAAGAAUAAGUGUUUUAGAUCCUAAUCUUGAACCAUUGCUGUAUCCUUUGUUGUUUCCAUAUGGGGACCAAAGUUGGGGUUCCAAUAUUGCUCUUAACUACAGGCCAACAUCAAUUAGUGAUGUACAAAGAAGAGUAACCACCAAUCCAAGGAUAAGAGUUAGCCAAAUGAAAUACUACUCUUAUAGAAUUUCAAUUAGGGAUCAAUUCAAUCCUUUCCUUAGUGCUGGCAAGUUGACGCAGCAGUACUUUGUUGAUGCUUAUGUCAAGACUGAGGCCAACAGACUCAACUAUAUCCGUCAAAAUCAAUCUAAUCUUCGCAUUGAAAAAUAUACAGGAUUAAUGGAUUACAUUCAAAGUGAGGCUGCUGCACAGGGCCUGAUGCCUGGUAAAGCAGUUAUUUUGCCAUCAUCUUUUCAGGGAAGUCCACGAAAUAUGGCCCAAAACUACCAUGAUGCUAUGGCCAUUGUUAGAAAAUAUGGAAAACCGGAUUACUUCAUCACCAUGACCUGCAACCCUAAAUGGCCUGAGAUACUUGAUAACCUAUUAGAAGGUCAAGCAGUGGAGUUCAGACCAGAUUUGGUAGCAAGAGUUUUCAAUCUCAAAUUAAAUUCUCUUUUGAAUGAUAUCUUGAACAAACAUGUUCUUGGAAGUCCUUGCGCAAAAGUGCAUGUAAUAGAGUUUCAAAAAAGAGGAUUACCACAUGCUCAUAUCCUUUUAAUAUUGAAAGCCGAAGACAAGCCAAAUGAUGCUGAAACCAUUGACACUUUUAUAUCAGCUGAAAUUCCUGAUGAACAGAUUUAUCCAAGACUACAUGCUAUUGUAAUAAAGCAUAUGAUACAUGGUCCAUGUGGAGAACAUAAUUUAAAUUCUCCAUGCAUGGUUGAUGGUAAUUGCAGCAAGAAUUUUCCAAAAAAUUUUCAAAAAGAAACUUUAAUUAAUGUUGAUGGAUAUCCGCGAUAUCGUAGACAAAAAAAUGACACCACUGUAAUUGUCAAAGGGAAAAAAAUUGACAACUCAUGGGUAGUUCCAUAUAGCCCAUACUUCUGCUUGAAAUACAACUGCCAUAUAAAUGUAGAGAGUUGUGUUUCUGUUAAAAGUGUUAAAUAUCUCUUCAAAUAUGUAUAUAAAGGUUACGAUUGUGCAAAUAUUUCAAUUAACGAACAAAAUACACUACAGCAUGAUGAAAUUCAAAAUUUUUUGGACACAAGAUAUGUCAGUGCUCCUGAAGCUGUUUGGAGGUUGUAUGGUUUUUUGAUGCACCAUCAAACACAUACAAUAAUAAGACUUCAAGUUCAUCUUCCAGGCGAACAAGAUGUAUAUUUCCAUAAUGAAAACAUACAAUUAGCUGCAGAAAAGGCACAAGACAGGGAUACCACUUUGACAGCAUACUUUAAGUUGAAUGUGGAUAAUAAUGCGGCACGUGAACUUUUUUACUCUGACAUUCCUCAACAUUUUGUAUUUGAUGUAAAAAACCGUAAGUGGAAUCCAAGACAAAGAGGAGCAGAUACAACAAUUGGCAGAUUGUAUAAUGUAAAUAUUUCAUCAGAUUUGGAGAGAUUUUGUUUGAGGUUAUUGCUCUUGCACUUAAAAGGAGCAAUAUCCUUUAAGGACUUACGAACUGUUAAUGGACAAGUUUGUCACACAUUCAAAGAAGCUGCCCAAAAGCUUUCACUUUUAGAUGACGACGCUACAUGGGAUCUUACACUUAACGAAUCAGCAUCUCAACAAAUGCCUAAACAAAUGAGGGAACUGUUUGCUUAUUUGUGUAUAUUUGUUGUCCCACCUAAUGUCCCACAACUCUUUGAAAAAUACAAACAUGAUCUUUAUGAAGAUUAUUCACGUCAUGAAGACCACAUUGAUGAUUGCAAAAUUUGCAAAAAUUUGGCAUUAACAGAUAUUCAAAAUGUUCUCAUAUUGCAUAGUAAACGUUGUGAAGAUUUUGGACUACCCAAUCCAUCAAACUUCAUUCCAGAAAUGCAAUUCAACUAUGUUACACACUUGGAAGCACAAGUUGGAGCACAACUUCAAGAAGCAUUAAACAUCGAGCAAAAAGCUGCAUUUGACAAUGUAAUGUCUGCAAUUGAUAAUGAAAAUUUACCACACAGAUGUUUUUUUAUUGAUGGACCUGGUGGAAGUGGCAAGACUUAUUUAUAUAAAACAUUAUUGAGUACUUUACGUGGACGCACAGAUGGAGUUCUUCCUGUUGCCUCUACAGGAAUAGCAGCUAAUCUACUUGAUGGUGGCAGAACUUACCAUUCACAGUUUAAGCUUCCAAUUCCAUUACUGGAAACAUCAACAUCAAAUAUGAGAAUGACUUCAAAAGAUGCAGAGUUCAUACGUAAUGCUAAAUUGCUUAUUUGGGAUGAGGCCUCAAUGACACCCGGUAUAGCUCUAAAAUGUGUCAAUAACCUUCUUCAGGAAAUUAUGCAGAACAAUAAGCCAUUUGGUGGAAAAGUUAUACUCCUUGGUGGAGACUUCAGACAAACACUCCCAGUUCUUCCUCAUUGCAAUAGAACUGCUAUUGUGGAAGCUACUAUAAAGUUCUAUGAUCACUGGGAUAAAUUUAAAAUUUUACAAUUGAAGAAUAAUGUGCGUUCAGUGGAUCCAGAAUUUAGCAAUUGGCUACUAAAAUUAGGACAGGGUUCAUUAAAUAAUUCAGAGGGCCUUCCUGAGGAUUUAGUUGAGAUCCCUUCCAAAUUAAUAUGCAAUGAUUGUAUCAUAUCUGAAAUUUUUGGAAAAAAAAUUCUUCCAUCUGAUCUUCACAGUUUUUCAAAAAAGGCCAUUUUGUGUACGAAAAAUUGUCAUGUUGAUCAAAUUAAUGAGCAUGUAUUAAAUAUACUCGAUGGUGAGGAAAAAAUAUAUCUGAGUUCAGAUUCAAUUGAUGAUCAGACAGAUGAAGAUGCACAAAACUAUCCCAUAGAGUUUCUAAACGAAUUAGCUCCAUCAGGAAUGCCUCUUCAUAAGUUAAAAAUAAAAUUGGGAAGUAUUAUUAUGUUGCUCAGAAAUCUGAACACAAAAAAAGGUCUGUGCAAUGGAACAAGAUUGAUAGUUAAAGAUCUUAAGCCAAAUCUAUUAAUUGCAGAAGUACUCACAGGAACAGCAAAAAAACAAAUAGUGUUUAUUCCGAGAAUAGAUUUAGCCCCUGCCAACACUGAACUACCAUUCAUUUUACGAAGGAGACAGUUUCCAAUCAAACUUGCAUUUGCAAUGACCAUCAACAAAUCACAAGGUCAAACGUUAGACAAAGUAGGAAUAUUUCUUCCAGAACCAGUAUUCAGUCAUGGACAACUUUAUGUUGCAAUGUCUCGAGUUCGUACAUCAUCUGAUGUCAAAAUUAAGAUACUUCAAAGUUCAAAGCAAGGAAAGAUAUUACCAAACAGUGAUAAAAUGUAUACAAAAAACAUUGUUUAUAAA